Aaosphaeria arxii CBS 175.79 is the source of this 1383-nucleotide messenger RNA. RefSeq lists its product as uncharacterized. Gene Ontology annotation, biological process: protein ubiquitination. NCBI's taxonomy places the organism in Eukaryota, Fungi, Ascomycota, Dothideomycetes, Pleosporales. The coding region runs from base 1 to 1383 and encodes 460 amino acids. The record is from RefSeq and is a predicted model, not a curated record. Gene Ontology annotation, molecular function: ubiquitin protein ligase activity. The transcript has a single exon.
AUGGCAUUGAAGUUUCCGUCAAGGGAUGAUUUUCUUGAUAAAUGUCUCAAGGACAUCGAGAUGCCAACAGAUAACGACUGGAACUGCGCUAUCUGCCAAGAAGACAACGCUACCUCAAACAAGACCAGAUUCAUUGCGCUAGAUACAUGUGGCCAUCGUUUCCAUCGUACGUGCACUAGGAGCUGGUUCGCCGGCGGCAACGACUCGUGCCCGCUAUGUCGCCAUUUGUACUAUAAGGAAGAAAUGAUUGUCGAUGUGUCGGAGGUUCUCAACGACGAUAAAGUUGUUCUACUCAUUCUUGCAGACACUGAUCGUUUUUUAAACAUUAAAACCGCGCUUGCAUCCUCCCACGAUCUGGACGAAACGCGAUUCCGGGGCACCCAUCGGCAUAUUGUAGAGAACCCGAACAAGGAAUCUGCCAGUGACCACAGGGAAGAAAAGCACAUGAUUAUUGACAUGGUGAACAAUGUCACUGGGCCUAUUAAAAUGUUCCUUGCUUUGGCACCAACCAAGUUGAUCAGCCUAGCCGAGAUACAAGAGUCUAGCACUCCGGAUAUGUUCGAAGAGUUGACACCAGAAUUGUUGGAUAUGCUUUCUAAAGGUGGCAUAUCUUCUCUAGAUGACAUAGGUCGUCUCAGCCUUAACGAGAAUGGUGGUAGCUCGAAAAGUUCGGUUCAUCAGGAUUGGACUUGCCCUCUCUGCCAUCAACUUCAGUCUCCAUCGCCAACUGUGGUCAAUGCACAGGGACUGCCCAUUUGUGGCCAUACAAUCCAUGAAUAUUGUUACGAUGAGUGGCGCAAGCAGGGUGACGUCAACGAAGACCUUUGUCCGGUAUGCCAAAUUCCUGUUGACUCAGUUGGGUUCAUCAUAGAUUUCACUGUUCCGAUGAGCGCUCCAGACGUCAAAGUGAUGAUUUUGGUUGACAAAUCGCACCUUCUAAAUUUGGAAAAUGUCAUGGAAUCCUCUAUGCCUGUGGAUCCAAAUCGUUUUAAAAAGUUCCUUACGACAAAGGUUACCUUCAGCCUCGACUGCCCACCAAAUUGCACUGAUAUUCAUAAUACUUUAUUCCACAUCCCGACGAGGUGGGCAAAGGAAGGCGGUGCUGAGCUAUUCUUUAUCUUAGGGGACAAUCAGAUCGUCAGGUUGUCACAAAUUCUCGCAGCCGACGAUCCAAAUAUGUUUCAGUCCCCCGAGGUAAUGCAGCAGGUUCUUCGUGAUCCCACCGUAUUGCAAGCAACGUUGGUACCUGAGUUCGUUCACGAAGCCGACAGGAUUGCUGAAAAUGCUACCGCCGGAAACACAAGCAGCGGCCGAGCUUCGCGACGGUCAGCACGUCGUCGUGAAGCACGGCGAGAGGCACGACGACGAGCGCGCGAGGAGUAG